AUGGAACAAUCAGGAACUAAACCUCAUUCUGAGAAGCCUGAGAAAUUUAAGGGCGGAGAUUUCAAAAGAUGGCAACAGAAGAUGCUGUUUUAUUUGACAACACUGAACUUGGCUAAUGUUCUGCGCGAAACUGAGCCUACUGCAGAUGGAGAAAAUAUAUUUUCUGUAGAAACUUUAACGGCCAUAGAUGCCUGGAAACAUAAUGAUUUCCUCUGCAGAAACUAUAUUCUCAAUGCAUUAGAUGAUUCGUUGUAUAAUGUCUAUGUGGUAUUCAAAAUAGCCAAGGAACUUUGGGAAUCACUUGAGAAAAAAUAUAAAACCGAGGAUGCUAGUUCAAAGAAAUUUGUCGUGAGCAAAUUUUUGGACUACAAAAUGGUGGAUUCCAAGUCUUUUGUCUCUCAAACUGAAGAUCUCCAGAAAAUCAUCCAUGACGUUCAUGUUGAAGGGAUGGUAAUCAAUGAGUCUUUCCAAGUGGCGUCCAUUAUACAAAAACUGCCACCUUCUUGGAAAGAGUUCAAGAGUUAUCUCAAGCACAAACGUAAGGAGAUGACCCUUGAGGAUCUCAUUGUAAGGCUGAGAAUUGAGGAAGAUAACAGAAAAAAUGAGAAGGGCCUGGUUUCGAGUAUGGAAGCCAAGGCGAAUGUUGUUGAAGGAAGUUCAUCAAAGCAAAGGUCGAAAUUCUAG
Malus domestica (apple) is the source of this 684-nucleotide messenger RNA. The record is from RefSeq and is a predicted model, not a curated record. NCBI's taxonomy places the organism in Eukaryota, Viridiplantae, Streptophyta, Magnoliopsida, Rosales, Rosaceae.